AUUAGCAGCACUAGCGUUAAAACUUGUUCAAAAUGUUAAUUUUACUUUUAGUUUGUUCUUUUGGUGUUUCCGUUUUAUCAGAGCCAUUUAGGUACGACAACUACACAUUGUACAAAGUGUAUCCUCAAAAUGAAGAUCACGUUCAGUUCCUUAAGGAUUUAUACGAAAAAACCACACUUCUCGACUUUUGGACUGCUCCUGCUAGAGCAGGAGACUUCGUAAGUGUCGUUGCUCCUCCAGAAAUGAGAGAAGACUUUGAACAUUCUUUGAAGAAACGGAGCAUUCAUUCUGAUGUUAUGUUGGAAAAUAUACAAGAGGCUUUCGAUUCUCAAAUCUACAGUAGACGAAAACGUGAAGCAAAUGAUGAACGUCUCUUCUGGACCAACUACCAGACCAGGGAAGAAAUUGAAAGAUGGUUCCAUAGUUUAGCUAAUGCUUAUCCUAAUGUUGUUACUGUUAUCAGUAGUGGACGAUCGUUUGAAGGAAGAAACCUCACUGGCGUUAGAAUCUCCAGGGGUUCAGGUAGACGAGCCUUCUUCCUCGAAGGUGGUCAAAUAGGAGCCGACUGGCUCUCUCCUACAGUCCUGACGUACUUCAUUAACGAGCUGGUUCAAAGCCAGAAUCCAGAAGCCAGGGCUGCAUCAAAUGAUUUUGACUGGCAUAUUUUCCCAAUUGUUAACCCUGAUGGACAUGAAUUCUCUCAGAAGUCUAUAAGACUGUGGAUAAAAAAUAGACGACCUCAAGCUCACGUCACUGGAUCUCCAAUUGGUGUUGAUCUUUCUAGAAACUGGAAUUCACAGUGGGGAGUUUUCGGAGGUAGCUUCGAAGCAAUCAAUAAUAACUAUGUAGGUGUGGGUCCAUUCUCUGAGCCCGAGACAAGAUCUGUCUCCCGUUAUAUUGAAAGCAUCAGGUCUAAUUUGGUUGGAGCAUUGUCCUUCAGGAGCUUUGGACAGAGAUUACUGAUUCCUUUAGCUCAUACUAGUGCUGCUGAGGGCUCUACUGCGUACAAUUACGAGCAGAUGAUCCAAAUUGGAAGGAGAGCUAUGGGAUCUUUGUCUGUGAAAUACAACACUCAAUAUUUAGUUGGCACAUCAAGGGAUGUUCAUGAUGGCUCCACUGGCGUCUUGAUGGAUUGGGUUAAAUUCCGGUUCAACCCGCCAAUAGCGGCCACUUACCACCUCAGGGAUACCGGUACCUGGGGCUACACUCUUCCAGUUGCUCAAGUUCUGCCAACUUGUGAAGAAACCUUUGAUUCUCUUUUGGCUAUUAUUAGAGAGGCAAAGCACAUAAAUAUAUUGUAAUUUAUCAUAAACCGAAUGAGAAUGCGUUCCCAUUAUGCAGUGACGACAGAUAAUCGUACAUUUUAAAAUAUCGUGUCUUGUAAAUUUAAAUGAAAUUGUUCACAAUUAGUACACGAUUGACUGUCGUUCACGACUUUUUUGACUUUACGACGACAGAAUGUCAAGAUAAUGGAAAGAACUAGAACGACAGUCGUCUGAUGAUAAAUAAAACGUCACGAUGAAAAUGUGACAACAGAUAAUCGCAGGUACUAUUUUUAUGACGUUUUAUUUAUCGUUGUCUCAUGUCUGCAAACGACAAGGCGGCUGCAGUGUAACGAUAAAUUGUCGUCACGAUUCAGUGGAAACAGCUAGGAAUGACUAAAGUUCAACGAUAAAAAUCCACGACAGAUAAUCGUGAUAUGGAACAAGCUAGACGCGACAGCCGUCUAACGAUAAAUAAAACAUUACAACAUAAUGGGAACACGUCCUGAUUCAAACAGUUACCUGAUAUUUUUCUACCAGGUUCUCGAUGUACUAAAUUAUUUUACAGUGCAUGUUUUAGAUCAUGGCGAUCACUUCUAAAGUUUUUGUUAAUAAAAUAAUAUGCGUUUCUAAAAUCCAAUGUGUUAACCUUUUUCUCUAUUAUAUUAAGUGCCGGGAGGAAGAAUAUAUGCGCCUGGUGGUUAACGACGUGCCUACCCAUAACAGUUGCAGUAUCGCUCAGAACUUUAAUUAUAUCCCUGAGAGAUGUAAAGUUGAGAAGUCCCAUGUAUCUAUAGUUCACCAGCACGCUUACCCUUCAAAACUAGAACACAGCAAUGCUCACAUUACUAGGAGACAGAAAUAGGUAUUUCAAUAAUGUGAUCUAUGAGGCCACGCAUAGAUCCUGUAUUAAUAGAGCUAACUUUAGUAACAAACAAUUUUUGUGACAAAAUCUCUUAAAAUAUCAGGUUACCUAGAUAUAUAUAUCAAAUUUGUACAGGUGGUGGUAGGUUUCAAAUAAAGUUUUGUAAAGGCACGGCUACAAGAAUAUAUCUAUUUUGUUGUUAUAUUUAAUACAAGGAUCGAACAAAUUCAAAGGAAAAUUCGUUCGAUCCAGCUGAACUCGAUCCAGUGAUGCCAACCAGUGAACCGUACCGAGGGAAUUU
Molecule: messenger RNA, 2428 nt
Organism: Hyposmocoma kahamanoa
Lineage: Eukaryota; Metazoa; Arthropoda; Insecta; Lepidoptera; Cosmopterigidae
Product: zinc carboxypeptidase-like
Exons: 7
Coding region: 33-1301 (422 amino acids)
Biological process (GO): proteolysis
Molecular function (GO): metallocarboxypeptidase activity; zinc ion binding
Source: RefSeq, a predicted model, not a curated record